Molecule: messenger RNA, 1786 nt
Organism: Trichoplusia ni (cabbage looper)
Lineage: Eukaryota; Metazoa; Arthropoda; Insecta; Lepidoptera; Noctuidae
Product: N-acylneuraminate-9-phosphatase
Exons: 5
Coding region: 104-868 (254 amino acids)
Molecular function (GO): hydrolase activity
Source: RefSeq, a predicted model, not a curated record
GAACUCGAGACGCAGUUUGGUUCCUGACGUUGUUGGAAAUUGUCAAUGUGACGUCAUCACAAAGCAGCUGUUUUUUUCCUUGCGUUACACAAAUCUAAGAAAUAUGGCAAAUAAUUCGUAUUAUGGUGAAAAUAGUGAUGUGGCAGCUAUAUUCUUCGAUCUAGAUAAUACUCUUAUACAAACAAGAAAGGGGGACACUAGAGCCUGUAACAAGAUUAUAGAGAUUCUGCAGCAGGAAUACGGCCUGCCUCAGGAUGCUGCCGUGGAGAGCGGGACGAACUUCCUGCGCGCCUUCCGAGCCCGCCCUGACGAUGACACUUACGCUUUGGACGAAUGGCCGGCUCAUCUAUGGCGCAACUGCUUGCCCAAAAACUAUAGACAUAUCGCCAAAAAUAUAUCAACCCAGUGGGUAAAAUUAAGGUUUCAGUGUUUGGCAUUAACGCACGAAGUAAUACAUCUGUUGGAGACACUGAGGGAGGAUUACCUUCUCGGUCUGAUCACGAACGGGCCGUCUCGCGCCCAGUGGCAGAAGAUUCACCUGCUGGGACUCCGCAAGUACUUCGACUGCGUGCUGGUCUCCGGAGACCUGCCGUGGGAGAAGCCCGACCAGCACAUCUUCCUGGAAGCUUGCAAGCUGCUCAAGGUCGAGCCUCGCGUAUGCAUAAUGGUUGGAGACAAAUUGGAAACUGACAUCAAGGGAGGAAAAGAAGCAGAGUUAGGCGGCACAGUGUGGAUUCCGCUGCAAAAGGACAUGGAGUCUUCCGAUUUACCAGACUUCACGAUCGACAAAGUCACGGAGUUGCCAGAAGUGUUACCAAAUUCACCCAAACUCAAACGCUCCGAGCACACAUCUAACAUAACCUACUGAUAACUUAUUUUUCGAUGGCUGUAAUAUUCUACCUUUGGCAAUAUUUUGGAACACAUGGCAACACUUGGCAACUUUUAAUCUGUGAACAGUAUUCUACCAAAGUACAAAAUUUUAUUUACAGUACAAAUGCGUAGAUCUUAGUUUGACACCGCUAUUUAUAUAGCUUGGGGAUGUUAGUUACUUCGAAUUUAUUUUAUGCACCAGUUACCAUACAAAGCUUGCAUAAUCACAAAUCAAUGUAUACUCAUACAAAUAUUGCGUUACGAAUAUUUAAAAAUAUUUAUUUUUCUGUCUUCUUGUAGGUAAGAAUAUAAACGCCUGAUUACUUUUAAGGAUUUAAAGAAGCAUAUUUAAUGCAUAUUUUUAUAAGUAUUUCAAUUUUUAUUUUAAGUUUCGGUUGUACUCUAAGGUAACUUCUUAAGAGACUGUCUUAUAUGUGAUACUGAUAGUUGUAAAUGUUCUUGUAAGGUUUCUUGCUCGGUUCGAGGUUACUAAUUACAAAUAUCGAAGAUUAAAUUAUUAUACUGGAAUUAUGUCACAUGGGUGCUCACAAAGUGAUAUGGUUGUAGGUAUCGUCAAUAAAUAUCAAUAUAUCGUCGUUAGAUAUAGCCUGUAAAUGUCUGUAGACUGAUAUGUAUAUGAUGUACAUAGUAACAGUUGUGACCCAGUUGUUCCUUGUGUAAAUCUCUAACUUUAGUUAAAUUUUUAAUAUUCUAGACGUAAUGACUAUCACUCAGCUAGGCUUUAUUUUUUUAUAAUAAUGCCUACAUGUGCCAUGAUUAUAAAUAAAUGUUGUAGAUAUUUUAACUUGACUACUUAUAUUCUUUGACGAUCUGCCUGUACAAAUAGCAGCAUACUAAAUGUUAGGGAAUUCACAAAGGUAUAUUCAAUAGAGAUUCAAUAAAGUAAUUUUGGGUA